Messenger RNA from Candidozyma auris, 432 nucleotides. Its product is annotated as U4/U6-U5 snRNP complex subunit DIB1. The record is from RefSeq and is a predicted model, not a curated record. NCBI's taxonomy places the organism in Eukaryota, Fungi, Ascomycota, Pichiomycetes, Serinales, Metschnikowiaceae. Gene Ontology annotation, cellular component: spliceosomal complex; U4/U6 x U5 tri-snRNP complex; U5 snRNP. Gene Ontology annotation, biological process: mRNA splicing, via spliceosome. The coding region runs from base 1 to 432 and encodes 143 amino acids. The transcript has a single exon.
AUGAGUUCGAUUUUCAUUCCGCAUCUUCGAACAGGUUGGCAUGUUGACCAGGCCAUUUUAUCAGAGGAUGAAAGGCUUGUGAUCAUCCGGUUUGGUAAAGACUAUGACCGCCUGUGCAUGAUCAUGGAUGAGAUUCUUUACGGGAUAGCAGAGAAGGUCAAGAACUUUGCUGCUAUCUAUGUCUGUGAUAUUGAGCAAGUUCCUGACUUCAACGAAAUGUAUGAGCUCUACGAUCCUUGUACAGUUAUGUUCUUCUAUCGCAACAAGCAUAUGAUGUGUGACUUUGGCACCGGCAACAACAACAAGCUCAAUUUCCUUAUAGACAAUAAACAAGAUAUGAUUGAUAUCAUUGAGACGAUUUACAGGGGUGCUAUCAAGGGUAAGGGCUUAGUUGUUAGUCCGAAGGACUACAGCUCCGCGAGAUUACGGUGA